GCGGCGCGGGGCGAGCGGCGGCGGGGGGUGCUGCUGAGCCCCGGACAGCUGAGGGGGUAAACAGGGGCCGGGCCGGGGUACGGCGGGGCCUGCGUUGGGGGCUCCGGGGGACGAGGUCCGGGGCUCGCGGUGCUCCUCCGGCUGUUCCUUCCGCGUGUCCUGCGCUGCCCCCUGCAUGGAUGGAGCCUCGCAACUUCCAGUGCCCGCGGCGCCCGGGAGGCCUGACAGGUAAUUAAAUGUCCUCUGUGUGGAUCUUUGCUCUGGUGGCAUGCUUGGAUGUACAGCAGCUCUUCCGAUAGCUUCUUUUUGUCUGCCCCAUCACAACAAGAUGGCAAAAGCAAACAUUACCAGAGACAUCAUCCACAGACAGAUCAAGGAGAGGGGUGCGCUGGGCUUUGAGCGACACUAUCACGUCACCGACCCUUUCAUUCGACGCCUGGGCCUAGAAGCAGAGCUGCAGGGUCACUCUGGGUGUGUCAACUGCCUUGAAUGGAAUGAAAAAGGAGACUUGUUGGCCUCUGGCUCUGAUGACCAACAUACUAUUGUCUGGGAUCCUCUGCACCACAAGAAGCUCCUUUCUAUGCACACAGGACAUACUGCAAACAUCUUUUCUGUCAAGUUCUUGCCACAUUCAGGGGAUCGGAUCCUCAUCACGGGAGCUGCAGAUUCCAAGGUGCAUGUCCAUGACUUGACCGUCAAGGAGACCAUCCACAUGUUUGGAGAUCACACCAACAGAGUUAAGCGGAUUGCCACAGCUCCCAUGUGGCCUAACACCUUCUGGAGUGCAGCAGAAGAUGGGCUCAUCAGACAGUACGACCUGCGAGAGAACAGCAAACGUUCAGAGGUGCUCAUAGACCUCACAGAGUACUGUGGGCAGCUGGUGGAGGCCAAGUGCCUGACGGUCAACCCCCAGGAUAACAACUACUUGGCAGUGGGGGCAAGUGGCCCCUUUGUGCGGGUCUACGACAUACGCAUGAUCCACAACCACAGGAAAAGCAUGAAGCAGAGCCCUUCAGCUGGAGUACACACGUUCUGUGACCGACAGAAACCCCUCCCGGAUGGCGCGGCGCAGUACUAUGUGGCAGGGCACCUUCCAGUAAAGCUUCCAGACUACAACAACAGGCUGAGAGUUCUGGUGGCCACAUACGUCACCUUCAGUCCUGAUGGCACUGAGCUUUUGGUCAACAUGGGAGGGGAGCAGGUCUAUUUGUUUGAUUUAACAUACAAACAGCGACCGUACACUUUUCUCCUCCCAAAGAAGUGCCACACUUCAGGGGAAGUGCAGAAUGGCAAAACCUCUACCAACGGAGUGUCCAAUGGCAUCCACCUCCACAGCAACGGCUUCCGCUUGGCUGAAGGAAGAGCACAUGUGAGUCCCCAAGUGGAGUUACCUCCAUACCUGGAGAGAAUCAAGCAGCAAGCCAACGAGGCCUUUGCUUGCCAGCUCUGGACUCAAGCCAUCCAGCUCUACAGCAAAGCAGUCCAGAAAGCCCCCAACAAUGCCAUGCUAUAUGGAAACAGAGCUGCUGCCUACAUGAAACGCAAGUGGGAUGGGGACCAUUACGAUGCUUUAAGAGACUGCCUGAAGGCCAUAUCCUUGAAUCCGUGCCACCUGAAGGCCCAUUUCCGCCUUGCCCGCUGUCUCUUUGAACUCAAGUACGUGGCAGAAGCACUGGAGUGUCUGGAUGACUUUAAAGGGAAGUUCCCAGAACAAGCACACAGCAGUGCCUGUGAUGCACUAGACAGGGACAUCAAUGCAGCCCUCUUCUCCAAGAGCGAUAACGCUGAAGACAAGAAAGGGGGUGGCCCCAUCCGGCUGCGAGCCACAGGCCGCAAGGAUUCCAUCUCAGAGGAUGAGAUGGUGCUGAGGGAGCGCAGCUACGACUACAAGUUCCGAUACUGUGGCCACUGUAACACUACUACCGACAUCAAAGAGGCCAAUUUCUUUGGCAGCAAUGCACAGUACAUAGUCAGUGGGUCAGACGACGGCUCCUUCUUCAUCUGGGAGAAAGAAACCACCAACCUUGUUAGAGUGCUGCAGGGAGACGAGUCCAUCGUGAACUGCCUCCAGCCUCAUCCCAGUUACUGCUUCCUGGCUACCAGCGGCAUUGACCCGGUUGUACGACUGUGGAACCCCAGGCCAGAGAGUGAAACCCUGAAUGGCCGCGUGGUGGUGGACAUGGAAGGUGCUUCCCAAGCAAACCAGAGGCGCAUGAACGCAGACCCACUGGAGGUGAUGUUGCUGAACAUGGGGUACCGGAUUACAGGACUGACCAGUGGUGGGGCUGGAGGCUCAGAUGAUGAAGACAGCUCAGAGGGGCAAGUCCAGUGCCGGCCCAGCUAAAACAGAACUGCCUCUCCUUCCUCUUAACUGUCUGGCUGAAAGGGAACCUAGUUUCCUUGGUCCUGGACUUCCUCUGAUGAAUGACUGCACUGUUUCGCACUAUGCACAGAGUAGGACAAGCUGGCAGGGGCAGGAGCGGCCGUCUCUAAACCAUCACCACCACCUCCUCCUCCUCCCCUCACACUACUGAGCAGCAUGGCAGUGCAGUCCAGGGUUUGCCUUUAGUGGAAUUUAGUCCCAACAGGGGUCUUUGAGUUGUCUGUAAGCAGUGUAAGCUGGUGAUGUUGUUUUCCAGAGUUGCUGUAUGUUCUGGUACAGGGUUGGCUGCAUUCAUGCAUUUGCAGAGGGAAUGUGAAAUUCCUGAAUAAAAUACAAACCUAGGGCAGGGCUUAUGGAAUGAAUGCACUGCAGUGAGCUUGAUCUUGAAAGCUUGACUCUGCUUUUGUGCUACCAGCCUGUCUAGAGGCCCCUGGUUUAGGGUUGUUGGCCAUAAGACACCUAGUAUGUCCCAUAACAUCUUUCUUCUGGCUUCCAUCUCUUAACAUUUUGUCACCAGGCGUAGCUGUGUUGUGUUAAGGACUAGAUGUUGCCCGUGUUGUCCCUGGGCAUCUGUCUUAGUUGAUGGAUCAGUGAAGGCACUGAGUAUGCGCAGCUCAGCAGGGCAGGGGGUGCUUGCCAUGGAGAAAGGUGACAGCAAAGAGAGCAGGUUUGAGUGGAGGCUUAGGACUCAUGUAACUGAAGCUACUGAGGAAAGGGGCUGGUCUCUCCAUUGCCUAAAACACGUGUACCUGUGUUCACCUCCUUUCCACAUCGCCCGUCCUGGAGCUGAGAACGUUGCCACCAUGUACAUGUAUCUGAAGUGUCAAGCUUUCAGACAGCAGCAUUUGUGUGCAGUCAGCUCUUCUGUCUUGGCCAAGGUGGGCCUCAUUGGGCUGGCAUCUGAUGGGUUAGUGGUUCUCUCAGGAACCCUCCUCCUUCUUCCUUCUCUCCCCACGUGGCUGCAAAGCCAGGAGUGCACCUAGAAAUGCAGCAGUGCACUUCCAUCCUUUCCUCUGUCAUGUCACAUGCAGCCCUGAUCUUCCCUCCUGCAGUUGCCAAGCACUAACUAUCAAACAGAUCUUCCACAGCUGUGCUUACAACCGGAUCCGAAGAGGUUGUUUUUUCUAGGACUAUCAACUAAGACCAAAGAGCCCCUGGAGAUCUUCACUGCUCUGUGCUGUCUCAUAUCUCUUCCUGCUGAAGGUCUGAACAUGGACCCCUUGGUCCCAGGGGUGUGAGAUGUGUGUCUGGGAGUGUGUGCGCAUGUGUGUGUGCUGCAUUAGGGCUGUUCUUCCAUGUGGUGCAAUCCCUGGUCUUCCUGUUGCUGCUGUGGAUGAGAGGCCUCCCUUUCCUCCUCUGGCUGCCAAGCACUGAUGAGAGAGACUGCACAAUUCUGACUGAUCGAGGUAACUGCUUCCUCUCCCUUCCAGAACAGUCUUGGACACAAGUGAGCCUUUUACAGGAGGGAAAGAGGCCACAGAGCCUUCUAGCUGCAGCAGCUCUCCAAGGACACUGCUCCCUGCACAGAGAAAUCCCCCAGUGGAGUUAACCAGGACCAGGUCUCUACCCCUUAGACAAAGAUGUCCAUCUGCUCUGUCCCGGGUGGCACUGAGCGCUAGUGACCCCCAGCCUUGUGGGAGCAUGGUCCUUACCAUCUGGGCACUGCUGAGCUGUGAGGAAGGCUGAGCCAGCCGUCCACUGCUGGAGCAGAGCUCUUCUGGGACAGAUCCAGAUCCUCACUUGGCUCUGAGGGCAUGGUGUAGAUGUGCCUGCUCGCUCCAUGUACCUGUGUGGGGUUCACAAGGUGUCCCAGGUGUACUCCAGCACUCGGUGCUCUUCCCAACCCAGAGCCAGCAAAAAACCUCUUCUCACUUGGGUGGCUCUUUGCCAUGGUCUGGCCUUUUUUUUUCCUUGCUUCAGGCUUCCCUCUUCAAUGCAGCCUCUUUUUUUUCUCCUCUUCUCCUCCCACUCAAACUUUGUUUUCCCAGCUCUCAGGAGACAGUGUCUGCACACUGAUUUCUAACCAGAGACACCAAGACUGGAGAGCUCUGAAGAGAACAGGCCUCUCCCUCCCCAUUCACCUUGUGCUGUGGCAGCUAUUUCUUGUUGGGUUUCCCCUUGUGAGCUGUGGGAGAGCUGGAAGAUUCCCUGCCUCUGCAGUGGGUUGCUUGUUGUUAAUGGCUGCUUUAGUUUAAAGAUGAGGAAUGAUAAUGGGAGAGAACAGCCUUUCUGCCUCUGGCCCCUUGUCCUGGGCAGAUUACCUGCUCUGUCACUUGAUAAUGAGGGCUUUGUAUUUAUUGGUGAAGAAAUAAAACCCAUGCUGGGGACGUAGGGAGAAGAUGUUGCUUUAUUGACCUCUGCUGUUUACUUCAACCCCCUCUUUGGGAAAGCUUCUUCCUGCUCUAUCUGGUUAACUCUUUCUAGGCUGGGAUAUGCAGGGAUGCCUCCUCUAUUUUUGUACUCUAGCAGUGGGCUCUCUGUAAGGAGAGCCCAGGAUUCUCUUUAGUAGUGCAAUGACCAUUGCUUCUCGCUUUUCCAAGUACUAAAGGUGAUCAGUCAUCUCGUAAACCUUGCCCCUGCAGUUGUAGAAGUAACACACAAGCCUUACUGCCCUCGUUAGAAGGAGCAGAACACUUGAUUCUCUGGUCCUGGAAGAGAAAGGGUUAAAGAGAUUAAACAAUUCUUUCUUCUA
Neopsephotus bourkii (Bourke's parrot) is the source of this 5075-nucleotide messenger RNA. RefSeq names its product WD and tetratricopeptide repeats 1 (gene WDTC1). Gene Ontology annotation, molecular function: protein binding. Gene Ontology annotation, biological process: negative regulation of fatty acid biosynthetic process. Gene Ontology annotation, cellular component: Cul4-RING E3 ubiquitin ligase complex; cytoplasm. Bases 269 to 2344 code for a protein of 691 amino acids. Lineage: Eukaryota; Metazoa; Chordata; Aves; Psittaciformes; Psittacidae. The record is from RefSeq and is a predicted model, not a curated record. The transcript is spliced from 16 exons.